AAAGGCCCUGCAUCACCUCUGGCGUCACUCAGCUAAAUCCCCGAGUCGCGCUGGAUGAUAUAAUUGUUCCAGAAUUCGUACCUAAUUUACCGAAUCUACGACACAGUACCUUCAUCGUUACCUAGAGUAAACUUUUGUUACAAAUUAGUGUCCGCAUAAAUUCGUCCCGUGUCACCUUGAAGUGUUUUCUGGUGAGUUUACCUUAGCUUAGCUUGCUAGCAGCUAACAAAAAGCCACGCUUGACGGCGCCACGCCGCUGAGCGGAGAUCAAGUGUGAGUGUAAAUUGUCGUGAUUAUCGUGUGAAAAUGUGCGCACAAAGCGUGAAAGACGAGUACAAAGAGGACGUUUGUCGUGCAAAAGAGGACAACGGGGGACUACUUCUGUUACUCGAGGCUAUUUUCAAGCAGCAUCAUGACGACGCGUUCCACAACGGAGCAGACAACGGUGACCAAGAUCUUCAUCCUGAGCAUCUGGAGCUGGAGCCUCCUAGAAGUGGAGAGAAGGCGCAAGAGGCUGACAACGUAAGCUUUCCAUUGACUGUCACAACGAUUGAAGAUGACGAGGCUGACGGAGAGAGCCGCGGAGGCUCACGAGUGGACGGCGUCUCCUCUCCGCUAUCAGAUAGUGACGCUGUGACAACACCCUCUGCUCAGACCGAUGAGGAAGAGGCUGAGGAUGAAGAAGAACACUCAGAAGGUGGCAAAAAACGUGUGAAAUGUUCUCAGUGUGGCAACACCUUUUCCAACAAGUCAUCGUUAACCAGACACACCAGAAUACACACAGGAGAAAAACCUUUUCCCUGCCCAGUUUGCGGUAAAAGAUUCUCUAUCAAGGGUCAUUUAAUAACGCACACAAGAACCCACACCGGGGAAAAACCUUUUGCCUGUUCAGUUUGUGACAAAAGAUUCUCGACGAAGGGACAUGUAAGAACACACACAAGAACACACACUGGAGAGAAAAGUUUUGCCUGCUCAAUCUGUGAUCUGCGAGUAAAUCAAAAGAUUCACUUAAUCACUCACAUGAGAACCCACACGGGGGAGAAGCCUUUUGCCUGUUCGUUUUGUGAGAAAAGAUUCUCUGUGAAGGGAAGCUUAAUUCGGCACAUAAGAACGCACACUGGCGAGAAACCUUUUGCCUGCUCAGUCUGCACGGCGCGUUUCAGUGAUCGCUCUGCACUGGUGCAACACAUGAGAAGACACACCAGGGAGAGACGCUUUGCCUGCGCAGUAUGCGGUCUCGGAUUCACUCAAAAGAGGAGCUUCAGAAGUCACAUGAGUACUCACAACGAACAUAAGCCUUUUGCCUGUUCGAUUUGUGAUAAAAGGUUUCCUCGGGGGGGAGAUUUAAGAACACACAAAAGAACACACACUGGGGAGAAGCCUUUUAAAUGUGCAGCAUGUGGCCUUGGAUUCACUCAAAAGAUUAGUUUAACAAAUCACAUGAGAACACACACUGGAGAGAAACCUUUUCCCUGCUUGGUUUGUGGGAAAGCAUUGUCGACAAAGGAUCAUUUGAAAACGCACACAAGAACACACACGGGAGAGAAACCUUUUGCCUGUUCAGUGUGCGAAAGAAGAUUCUCUGUAAAGGGACAAUUAAGCACACACAUGAGAACGCACACUGGUGAGAAGCCUUUUGCCUGCUCAGUCUGCACCUCAACGUUCAGUGAUCGCUCAGGAUUGAAUCAUCACUUGAAAAGACAUGCACGGGAGAAGCCGUUUUCUUGCUCUGCUUGUGACAAAAGAUUUCAUCUGAGAGGCUCUUUGACAGCGCACAUGAAAAAGCACACCGGUGAGAAGCCGUUCAGUCGUGGUGGGUGUGAUGAACAAUUGCCCCCAUAAGUAUCAGCUCAAGAAACACAAGUGCGCUGGCGAGGUGCGCGGCAGUCUGGGAAGCUAAAAAUAGAUCGGAAAGAAACUCUUGCUGGCAACCGGUAAAAAUGGAUAUGUGAGCUCAAAUAAAGGCCACUGAAACAGUGAAAGGGCUCGGUAUCUUUUGUUGGAGCAUUUCCAGCUUUUUACAAGUUUCUAUUCAAAGUCCUGACUUCAACUUAGUUGAGAUUCUGCAGCGUCCUCCUGGAGAAAGCCGUUGACACCGGGCUUCCCGGUAACUUGCUGAAAGGCAAAAGUUUUGAGAAAGAGGAGGGGUCCGAAACUCAAUGGCAUAGUUCUGACCUGCAACUACUGAGGUUAUUGCUGCCAAAAGGGCCAGGAGGAGUUACUAUAUUUUGUUCUUCUACUUUCUUCCUUUCAUAACUUUGCUGCUGUAAAUUGGGAAUUUCUCCUUUGUGAGACGAUUAAAGGUUUUCUGAUCUGAUCUCCUCCUCCUUGUCCCGUGAAUCUUUACCUGUUGUGCUUGCUCGAGAGAAAUAUGCAAAUGCACAAUUGUUUGCGGGGAUCAAUGAAAAUUGCUGGUUAUCACAUGGUAGUGUUUGCAUAUGGAGAAUAUGUGUAAGCGGUAAAAUAUUCCAGUGUUUUGAGGUCAUCUUUUUGACCAUGAAAAGGUGGGCGAUGACAAAGACCACAUAGAUCUCAUAUGCCUGCGGGCGAUGUGGCCAGUACAAAUAGGGAGAGCGGGGAGGUACUGUACUUCCAGAAUGGCAGGGUUACUUUGUCUGUGGAAGAAAUGUGUGUGUGUGUGUGUGUGUGUGUGUGUGUGUGUGUGUGUGUGUGUGUGUGUACUAACUCAAUAAUCUGUGAGUACAUGAACCAAUAUUGCACUGUGUAUACGGAAAACAAACUUAACUUCCUCAAGAACGCAUUUCAGUGCUUAUGUUUCUGUCGUGCUCCACAUGGGCUGGUGGGAAUCACAACAAUUGGGGUCCUCUGCUGGAAGGGUGCCCA
Messenger RNA from Hippocampus comes (tiger tail seahorse), 2844 nucleotides. Its product is annotated as gastrula zinc finger protein XlCGF57.1-like. The record is from RefSeq and is a predicted model, not a curated record. Gene Ontology annotation, molecular function: RNA polymerase II cis-regulatory region sequence-specific DNA binding; DNA-binding transcription factor activity, RNA polymerase II-specific. Lineage: Eukaryota; Metazoa; Chordata; Actinopteri; Syngnathiformes; Syngnathidae. Gene Ontology annotation, cellular component: chromatin; transcription regulator complex; PcG protein complex. The transcript is spliced from 2 exons. The coding region runs from base 307 to 1842 and encodes 511 amino acids. Gene Ontology annotation, biological process: regulation of transcription by RNA polymerase II.